Molecule: messenger RNA, 201 nt
Organism: Rotaria sp. Silwood1
Lineage: Eukaryota; Metazoa; Rotifera; Eurotatoria; Philodinida; Philodinidae
Source: the annotation of a GenBank genome assembly
AUGCCAUCACAAACAUUAACAAUUAUGCCAUUAACACGUAAAUUAGUUAAGGAUUAUGUACUGUUAAUGCAUGUUUUAGUAUUUUCUAUGUUUGAUAUACUUAAAUCUUAUCAAACAACUCCUAACAAUGAAUUAUUUCUAGCUCGUGCUUUUUUUAAUCCGCAGACAACAAUGAAUGCUAUGUCUUUUAUUAUAACUUAA